UCAUUACUUUAAUUGCAAUACACCAAACCUGGUUCUUUGAUUACAGAUUCGCAAGAUUUUUAUUUUAUUUUUCUCAUUUUCCGAGAAAUGAAAUUUGGAUCGAACCGAUGCGCCGAGAAAAAGCUCUUCGAAAGCUCGGAGAGUCGAGAGAGAUGAAAUUAAAAAGAAAAUAGUCGCAUUAUAUUGCCCCCAAUGAAACCCCAAAUUUUUCUUCAACAUCCCGCAAGUGAGUGUGCUGAGCACUCGCUUUGUCCGAUCAUUGGGUGAGAGUCAUUCACCAGUUGGGGCCGAAACACAACUGGAAUCUGUUCGUUCUUAUUCAUUGUGGUCUUUAAGAAGAUCCCACAAAAUCAAAAUUCCAUUUUGGAGCAAUCCCAGAAGAAUCGAUUUCGGUUUUGAAUGUGGGUCUCGGUAUUAACUGGUUGUCGGUCGAUCGUUGAUGCUUUCCAGAUGGGAAAGACUGCUGGAGCUGGUUUCUGGAGCGGCGAGAUUCGAUGGCUCUGUUAGGCUAGGGGUUGUCUCAGAUAACAGCCGCGACCUGAAGAAGAGGCUGCGGAUUCGAGGAUGCGGCUUCACUUUUCGCCUAGCAUGAGAAGCAUCACGGUCUCGACCAGUAAUGGGUUUAUUGACUUUAUGAAGAUCAAAGUUGCAGCUCGUCACAUCUCUUAUCGAACCCUUUUCCACACUAUUCUCGUUCUCGCUUUCUUGUUGCCCUUCGUCUUCAUUCUCACUGCUGUCGUUACGCUUGAAGGUGUCAACAAAUGCUCCUCCUUGGAUUGUUUAGGUAGGACAUGGGGACCUCGGCUUCUUGGUAGGGUUGAUGUUUCAGAGCAGAGGUUGGUGAGUGACUUUUACAAGGUCUUCGACCGAGUUAACAUUGAGGAAAUCCCAGAUGGUCUAAAGCUUCCAGAUUCAUUUAGUCAAUUAGUUUCAGAAAUGAAAGAGAACCAUUAUGAUGCAAAAACAUUUGCUUUCAUCCUAAGGGCCAUGAUGGAGAGAUUUGAAAAGGAGAUCAGGGAAUCUAAGUUGGCAGAGCUCAUGAACAAACACUUUGCAGCUAGUUCAAUUCCCAAAGGCAUCCAUUGUUUAUCUUUGCGUUUAACUGAUGAAUACUCAUCAAAUGUUCAUGCUCGCAACCAACUGCCUCCUCCAGAGCUACUUCCCUUGCUCUCUGAUAACACGUACCACCACUUUCUUCUGUCAACUGAUAAUAUUUUGGCAGCUUCAGUUGUUGUCAACUCUGCUGUGCAAUCAUCUCUCAAUCCCGAAAAGAUAGUUUUCCAUGUCAUCACAGACAAGAAAACUUACGCGGGGAUGCACUCUUGGUUUGCUUUACACCCAGUCUACCCAGCCACUGUAGAAGUGAAGGGUAUUCACCACUUUGACUACCUGACGAGGGAAAACAUUCCAGUGCUUGAAGCUGUGGAGAACCAGGAAGGAAUCAGAAAUUACUACCAUGGCAAUCAUAUAUCAGGGGCCAAUCGGAGUGAUACAACUCGAAUGUUUGCCUCAAAAUUGCUGAUUCGAAGUCCGAAAUACAUAUCCUUACUUAACCAUCUUCGCAUGUAUAUACCUCAGCUCUUCCCAAAACUAGACAAGUUGGUCUUUUUAGAUGAUGAUGUUGUAAUUCAACGUGAUCUGUCUCCACUUUGGGACAUUGACCUCGAGGGAAAGGUUAAUGGAGCAGUUGAAACUUGUAAAGGUGAUGAUGAGUGGGUUAUGUCGAAGCGAUUCAAGAUCUACUUCAAUUUCUCUCAUCCCCUCAUAGCUGAGCAUUUAGAUCCUAACGAAUGCGCUUGGGCAUACGGCAUGAACAUUUUCGAUCUUCGUGCAUGGAGAAAGUCAAAUAUAACAGAAACCUACCAUUGGUGGCUGAGAGAGAACCUAAAGUCAACCCUGACAUUGUGGAGGCUGGGUACACUUCCACCGGCCUUGAUUGCAUUUAGAGGUCACAUUCAUCCAAUUGACUCUUCAUGGCACAUGCUUGGCUUGGGCUAUCAGAACAAAACAAUCCUUGAGAAUGUGAAGAAAGCUGCAGUUAUUCACUAUAAUGGCCAAUCUAAACCAUGGCUGCAGAUUGGCUUUGAGCAUCUCCGGCCAUUUUGGACCAAGUAUGUCAACCAUUCUAAUGAUUUCAUUCGAAAUUGCCACAUUUUAGAGUCGUAAUUCUCGAACUACAGGAGAUUAAAGGUAGAGACAGGUAGCGAAACGAAGGAAACUAUGUGAGUUACUCUGAAACUGUUACUACUUGGGUUAAGAAAUUUGGAGUUUUACAUACAUGGCAACAGGAUGCAAUGAGGCACCAUUACGCCAUGUUUUAGGUUGAGCGAUGUCACGGUAUGCCUACGAGUCGUGACCAGGAUCUUCGUGCUCGCAUGAGCAUGGGAUUCACUCAUUAGUGUGUAAUGUAGCAAUCACUUGGCCUUAGUGCCGAUGAUUCUGGUAUUAUUAGUUCUUCGUGCAGGGAUCUCACCACGGUUCCCAGGCGUAUAUUUUGGAAUAUAGCAGAAUACAUACGAUACAGAACAUCCCAUCACAUUGCUGUUAUCUAUCAAGGUGCAAACAAGGUUAUGACAGGUCUCUCAGUGAGUGUUUCUCGAAAUGAUCGGUCACCCAACAUUAUUUUCCGCCCUUCAUCUUUUAUUUUUCAUAGUACCGUACCACAUUUUCUGCUUUGAAUGGAUAUUAUAUGGCGACAACAAAGUCUGGCUCCUGGGAGAUUUAUCAGCUAUUGGUUCAUUGGAUUGAAGAAUUCUUCUUAGAUGAUUGAUUAUGUUUAUUUAGAUUGGUUCUGUACGAGACACAUUUCAAAAUGUGAAGAAAAUUCUUUCCAUUCAGUCCCAUCUACCAUUAUCAUCAUGUGGAAAAAAGGGACACAAAAAGAGAGCAUUUUUCGUACCAACAUGUAAUGUAAUCAAGUUCUAAAUAUCAAGUUUAACUUGGAUUCUCUUAA
Molecule: messenger RNA, 2953 nt
Organism: Momordica charantia (bitter melon)
Lineage: Eukaryota; Viridiplantae; Streptophyta; Magnoliopsida; Cucurbitales; Cucurbitaceae
Product: putative galacturonosyltransferase 14
Molecular function (GO): polygalacturonate 4-alpha-galacturonosyltransferase activity
Source: RefSeq, a predicted model, not a curated record